GGCCGGCGAAGGUGGGCCGUGUCCUGACAGCGGCGUCACCGCACUGGGUGAGUGCGUGCUCGGCGGGCCCAUUCGUGUUCAAAGGAAAUAAGUGAAUGGACUACAUUUGAAACAUCUGCUGUUAACAGGGAUAUUUGUGCACACCAUGUCUUCUGCUGAAAAUGUGUGUAAUCAUGUAAAGGUUUUUAUCCGUGUCCGCCCGGAAAAUUCAAGAGAGAAGAAUGGAAAGCACCGCAAAGUUGUACACGUUGCUGAUAAGCACAUGUUGGUGUUUGAUCCCAAAGAGGAGGAAAUUGGCUUUUUCUAUCGCCCUAAAGUUCAACGCCAGAAUUUUAAAAAUAAAAACAAGGACCUUCAAUUUGUUUUUGAUCGUGUUUUUGAUGAUACUGCCUCACAAUUGGAUAUAUUUGAAGAGACUAAAUCAAUUCUGGAGAGUGUUUUUAAUGGAUAUAACUGUACAGUCUUUGCCUAUGGUGCUACAGGAUCUGGAAAAACACACACCAUGCUAGGAUCAUCUGAGAAACCUGGGGUGAUGUACCUAACUAUGAAGGAGUUGUACAAUCGAAUAGAACAGCUGAAAAAUGAGAAAAACUGUGAUGUUGCAGUUUCAUACUUGGAGGUGUACAAUGAGGAAGUACGAGACCUAUUGACCAACUCCAGAUCUCUGGCAGUGCGAGAGGAUGCUCAAAGUGGAGUUGUUAUCCAGGGAUUAACGCUACACAAGCCUACAUCUUCCAAACAGCUUCUUCAGAUGUUAGAUUAUGGAAAUAAAAAUAGAACACAACAUCCUACUGAUGCCAACUCCAACUCGUCACGUUCUCAUGCUGUCUUUCAGAUUUAUCUAAGACAGCAAGAUAGAACUGCAAACAUCAAUCAAAACAUUAAAAUUGCAAAAAUGUGCCUUGUUGAUUUGGCUGGAUCUGAACGUAUUAGUGCUAUGAAUAUGAAAGCGGCUCGCUUCAGGGAGGGGGCGAAUAUUAACCGAUCCCUCUUGGCUUUGGGAAAUGUCAUCAAUGCCUUAACAGAUUCAAAGGGAAAGACUCAGCAUAUUCCUUACAGGAACAGUAAACUAACUCGACUUUUGAAGGAUUCUCUGGGAGGAAAUUGCCAAACAAUAAUGAUAGCUGCUAUCAGCCCAUCAUCUUUAUCAUAUGAAGAUACUUAUAACACACUAAAGUAUGCUAAUCGAGCCAAAGAUAUAAAAUCUUCGAUAAAGAGCAAUGUUUUGAAUUUGAAUAACCAUGUGGGUAAAUAUGCACAGAUUUGCGAGAAGCAAAGGCAAGAGAUUAUGGAGCUCAAAGAGAAAUUGAAGGCUUAUGAGAGUGAAAGAUUGGUGAUUCAUAACAACCACAGAGAAAAUAUGCUGCUUGGUGUAAAUCCAAAAGAAAGUGAAAUAAAAAGAUUCAAAGAAGUCCUUGAAAAUAUCUUCUGCAAACGACAGAAAAUCAGGAUUAGCUGCUUAGAUCUAGAACUGAAAAUGAAAGAAACGGAGCUGAUGACAUUUUAUUCUAAACAGUAUCAGCAAUGUGCUCAGCUGUUUUCCUGUGAGCCUGCAACAGAAAAGGCAUCCUGCAAGUAUGAAUGGAAGCUUGCUGCACUAAAAACCCAAUCUAACCAUAUUCAACAGAAAAUUAAAAUGGUGGAGAAAAUGCUUGAAGAAAACAGUAACUGGUUGCAUCGUGUGGAAAAUGAAAUUUGCAUAUUGGGCCAGGAUGGAAAAAUACCCCAGGUCCUUAAACAAGAACUACAGUGUUGUCAUUUAAAGAUGGAAGUAAUGGACUUAAAACAACAAAUUCAGCACAUGACUCGGUUGGUUUGUCUCCAAAAACCAGUGAACAGAAGAACAGAAAAGCUUAUAAAUACUUUACUUCCAGCAUUCCACCAUCAAUAUAAAACAUUAAAGGAAGCUGGAAUUGCUUCGGUAACUGCUGAGGAUACAUUUCUAGAAGUGGAACAGUUACUAAAAGAUGAGAAUGGGAAUAUCUGGGAAGAUCAGAUGACAGAAUUACCUGAACAGAUAUCUGAUCAACUAAAUAUUGCUGCCAUCAUGAAUUUCUCGCAACUCACCUACUGCCAGGCUACACCAUGCAGUAUGUAA
This is a messenger RNA of Pristis pectinata (smalltooth sawfish), 2098 nucleotides long. RefSeq names its product kinesin family member 18A (gene kif18a). Gene Ontology annotation, biological process: microtubule-based movement. NCBI's taxonomy places the organism in Eukaryota, Metazoa, Chordata, Chondrichthyes, Rhinopristiformes, Pristidae. The transcript has 13 exons. The record is from RefSeq and is a predicted model, not a curated record. Gene Ontology annotation, molecular function: ATP binding; microtubule binding; microtubule motor activity. Bases 146 to 2098 code for a protein of 650 amino acids.